Penicillium odoratum is the source of this 1449-nucleotide messenger RNA. RefSeq names its product MFS general substrate transporter. The transcript is spliced from 6 exons. Gene Ontology annotation, cellular component: membrane. The record is from RefSeq and is a predicted model, not a curated record. Bases 1 to 1449 code for a protein of 482 amino acids. Gene Ontology annotation, biological process: transmembrane transport. Gene Ontology annotation, molecular function: transmembrane transporter activity. NCBI's taxonomy places the organism in Eukaryota, Fungi, Ascomycota, Eurotiomycetes, Eurotiales, Aspergillaceae.
AUGGAUGACGGGAAAAUAUCAGAGGCUCGACUAGAGCCCGUCGAGUCUCAGAAGCCUAUAGUCGAGGGUCUUGACGAUGAUCCCGUUUAUUCUUAUAGUGAACAGCGCAAGAUUAUCCACCGCGUCGAUUCUCGCCUAGUCCUCAUGCUCGGCUUCCUUCACACGGUUUCGCUUAUUGACCGAGGGAACCUAGGGACGGCUGCCGUUGCUGGCAUGGAGAAGGAACUUCAUCUUCAUGGGACGCAAUAUAGUACAAUUGCAGUCGCUUUCUUUCCCCCAUAUAUCUGCCUGCAGAUAUUUGGCCCCAUCUUGGUGCGCAAGAUCGGGCCGACCAACUAUCUCUCCACGGUAGUUUUCAUAUGGGGUGCUGUCAUGCUGUCCGCCGGAUUCGUCAAGGAGUGGACACAGUUGAUUGGAAUUCGAUUUAUCAUUGGCGCUCUCGAGGCCGGAUUUUUCCCUGCCUCGGUUUAUCUCAUCUCUACCUGGUACACCCGAUAUGAUAUUCAGAAACGCUAUGCGAUAUUCUAUCUUCUCGGAUGCGUGGCAUCCGCUUGCACUGGAAUUCUCUCCUAUGGCAUCACUUUCAUGCGUGGACUGGGCGGCCUUACAGCAUGGCGUUGGAUAUUCGUCAUUCAAGGACUUAUUACCUGCGUUGUGGCCACGAUCAGUUACUUCGUGCUGGUCGGUUUUCCUGAUCAGAUGAAAGAAAGCAAGCGUAAGUUCCUGUCAAAUGAUGAGUAUGACUUUAUUAUGCGUCGGAUCACGAAGGAUCGCGCAGAUGCGAACUUGGAGCCAUUUAAUCUGAAGAAGUAUCUUCGUGCUGGACUUGAUAUUAACAUCUGGGGCUUUGGCUUGAUUUACUUUUCAACGACCACAACCGCUUACGCUAUAUCAUAUUUUCUACCCAUCAUCUACCAGAAAGGGAUGGGAUUUUCCAUGGGAGCUUCUCUAUGUCUUUUUGCUCCACCAUAUGCUGCAGCUGGCAUUUUGAUGUAUGCAACCUCAUGGUUGGGGGAUCGAUACCAUAUCCGAGGACCGAUUCUGAUUUUUAAUGCGUUGCUCACAAUCAUUGGCCUUCCACUUAUGGGUUUUACCAAGGGGAAUGCGUCCCGCCUCGUUGGUGCUUUUUUGACCACGAUGGGCGCCAACUCGAAUAUUCCGGCCGCAAUGGCGUAUCAGGCCAACAAUAUACGGGGGCAAUGGAAAAGAGCGAUAUCAAGCGCUAUUUUCGUCGGCCUUGGUGCGUCAGGCGGCAUGACCGGGUCAUUGGUUUACCGAUCGCAAGAUUCCCCAACCUACCAUCCCGGUAUCCUGACAUGCGUUGGGCUUUCUGGGUUAAUAAUCGUGAUCGUGGCGAUGCUUUCUACCCGAUUCUAUAUUCUCAACCGGAAGGCAUCUCGUGGGGAGCUCGUUAUUGCUGGCUUGCCAAACUUCCGAUACACUUACUGA